This is a messenger RNA of Sorex araneus (European shrew), 1011 nucleotides long. RefSeq names its product solute carrier family 10 member 2 (gene SLC10A2). NCBI's taxonomy places the organism in Eukaryota, Metazoa, Chordata, Mammalia, Eulipotyphla, Soricidae. Bases 1 to 1011 code for a protein of 336 amino acids. The transcript has 6 exons. Gene Ontology annotation, cellular component: apical plasma membrane. The record is from RefSeq and is a predicted model, not a curated record. Gene Ontology annotation, biological process: bile acid and bile salt transport. Gene Ontology annotation, molecular function: bile acid:sodium symporter activity.
AUGACUAACCUGAUGGAGUGUCCCGCGGAAGCCACCGUGUGCCAUGGAGCAUCCUGCGUGCGCCCCCCCAGCAACUUCAACGCCAUCCUCAGUGUGACCCUGAGCACUGUCCUGACCAUCCUGCUGGCCAUGGUGAUGUUCUCCAUGGGCUGCAAUGUGGAAAUCAAGAAGUUCCUGGGGCACAUCAAGAGGCCGUGGGGCAUCUGUGUGGGUUUCCUCUGCCAGUUCGGGAUCAUGCCGCUCAUGGGAUUCAUCCUGUCGGUGGCCUUCGACAUCCUCCCUGUCCAAGCAGUGGUGGUGCUCAUCAUGGGCUGCUGUCCUGGAGGGACGUCCUCCAACAUUUUGGCCUACUGGGUGGACGGCGACAUGGACUUGAGUGUCAGCAUGACCACCUGUUCCACCCUGAUGGCCUUGGGCAUGAUGCCGCUGUGUCUCCUGAUCUACACCAAGAUGUGGGCGGACGCCGGGACCAUCGUCAUCCCCUACGAUAACAUAGGGACAUCUUUGGUUGCUCUUGUUGUUCCUGUGUCCUUUGGGAUAUUUGUGAAUCACAAAUGGCCCCAGAAAGCCAAGAUUAUACUUAAGAUCGGGUCCAUCGCGGGCGCCGUCCUGAUCGUGCUCAUCGCCGUGAUCGGGGGCGUGCUGUACCAGAGCGCCUGGAUCAUCCAGCCCAAGCUCUGGAUCAUAGGCACCCUCUUCCCGGUGGCCGGCUACUCCCUGGGCUUUUUUCUGGCCAGAAUAGCCGGUCAGCCCUGGCACAGGUGCCGGACGGUGGCCCUGGAGACGGGGAUGCAGAAUACACAGCUGUGCUCCACCAUCGUGCAACUGUCCUUCACGCCUGAGGAGCUCAACCACGUCUUCACCUUCCCGCUCAUCUACAGCAUCUUCCAGCUGGCCUUCGCAGGGAUCUUCCUGGGAAUGUAUGUGGCAUACAAGAAAUGCACUGGGAAAAACAAAGCCGAACUCCCAGAGAGCCAAGACAAUGAGACAGUGCCAGAGGCGUCACUCUAA